Messenger RNA from Benincasa hispida (wax gourd), 1321 nucleotides. RefSeq names its product origin recognition complex protein 6 (gene ORC6). NCBI's taxonomy places the organism in Eukaryota, Viridiplantae, Streptophyta, Magnoliopsida, Cucurbitales, Cucurbitaceae. Gene Ontology annotation, cellular component: nuclear origin of replication recognition complex. Gene Ontology annotation, biological process: DNA replication; DNA replication initiation. Gene Ontology annotation, molecular function: DNA binding. The record is from RefSeq and is a predicted model, not a curated record.
GAAAUUUUGGGUUGGCGCCAAACUUCUUCCCCGUAAUCGUCCUCAGCGACUGCGCGCGAAAACCCUGAAAAUGUUUUCCUCCUCCCGCCAUUUGCCCUUCAUUUAUCUUCAACCUUCUUCCUCAUUUCCACUCCAUCCCAUUCCUACGCCCCGAAGAAUCCCUUUCCUCCUUUUCUUCAAUUUCCCCCCACAUGGAUCUCCAGAACAUUGCCAGGAAGCUCGAUCUUGUCGAUUCUGAAACCCUCAUCCGAAAAGCCGGGGAGUUUCGUCGCCUCUCCGAUCUCCAUUUCAAUUCUUCCGUUAUUGGCGUUGGUGAGGUUUGCAAGGCCAUAAUCUGUUUGGAAAUCGCCGCUACAAGAUUAGGGAUUUUAUUUGAUAGAUCCAGUGCAAUCAAGUUAACUGGGAUGUCGGAAAAAGCGUACACCAGAUCUUUCAAUUUGUUGCAGAAUGGUCUUGGUUUCAAAAGUAGGCUCGAUAUCAGAGAAUUGGCAGUGCAGUUUGGGUGCGUUAGGCUUGUUACUUCAGUCCAGAAGGGCUUAUCUCUAUACAAGGAUCGGUUUGUUGCGUCAUUGCCAGCUUCUCGACGAGCUAAUGCUGACUUCUCCCGAUCAGUAUUUACGGCUGCAGCCUUUUACUUGUGUGCAAAAAAGCACAAGCUCAAGGUUGACAAAGUUAAGCUCAUUGAACUCAGUGGCACAUCUGAAUCCGAAUUUUCAUGUGUUGCUACUUCUAUGAAGGACUUAUGCUUUGAUGUGUUUGGGAUUUCAAGUGAAAAGAAAGAUCCCAGGGAUGCCAAAGGGAACAGAGACCUGUUGGAUGCAUUGCCAGAGAAAAGGAAACUCGAGGAUGGUGGCUAUUUAUCUGAUGAUGGUGAAGAGUUUCCAACCUCGAAACGACGAAAACCAAUGGCUGAAGAUGCAUAUAAUAAGUGGAAAUCCUCUGUCAUUGCUUCCAAUAAUCUGAACAAGAGAAAAGUUCUUGGCAAGCGAACCAGACAAAGUUCCCUUGACUUUUUUAAGGAAAUUAAAGAAACGGAUGUUAAAUAGGAGAUGAUCAAAUCUUUGUGUGCCACAUUAGAGAGGAUUUUCACUAAGGGAGAGAAGUGGAUGGUUGAACCCCUUUUUCUAUCAGAUCGAUUUCCCUAAGUUGAGCAUUUGAGCUUCUGGAUAAGGAGGAUAACAUUUAUAAAGUGUAUUUUUUUUUUUAUUAAUAAUUAACUUGUUUAUACUUCCUGAACCAAGUUAUAGAAAUUGUAAUUAGUGUUACUAUUCAUUUUACAAACAGAAGUUGAAGAUAUUGUUCAAUUUUUAAUAUCAAUGUU